This is a messenger RNA of Cylicocyclus nassatus, 282 nucleotides long. The record is from the annotation of a GenBank genome assembly. NCBI's taxonomy places the organism in Eukaryota, Metazoa, Nematoda, Chromadorea, Rhabditida, Strongylidae.
AUGAACCUCGUGAUGGGGAAGUGGAAUCCGAGAAGAAAGGACAACACCACCCAGAGCCUCACAUCUCUGUAUCGUUUCCUUUUACAGCAGAUCACCAGCCCCCCUCAGCGAAUUCAAGAAUAUUCGCUGAGGCUGGAUGGAAGAAGCGGCAGGGACGCCAAACUCAAAAACCUCCCCGAUGAGAUUGAAACCACCUUGAUCGAUUUUGCUGACGAUAUGAUGGGAUACGGGUACGACGAACUGCUACCAGGCGCGGUUGUGGAUUUUGAAAACUCGGAGUAA